Molecule: messenger RNA, 4159 nt
Organism: Epinephelus fuscoguttatus (brown-marbled grouper)
Lineage: Eukaryota; Metazoa; Chordata; Actinopteri; Perciformes; Serranidae
Product: NACHT, LRR and PYD domains-containing protein 3
Cellular component (GO): cytoplasm
Molecular function (GO): protein binding
Source: RefSeq, a predicted model, not a curated record
AGGAUUUAAUUGGCUGGCUGCUCGUGUGUAGUGUUCACAGUGUAGGCGCCACCCCACCCAUUAAAACUACAAUCUGCCCGCUCUCUCUAAAGAUACUGUUUUGUUUACGACACGUUGUCUAACUUACUUUGUUUUCCAGCAGCGCUGCAUUCAAGUGAUCUUCACAAUGGACAAAGGCUCUGUGCUGACUCACAUCCUGAAAUCAAAUGACAUGUCGACACUUCUUGGUGGAGAGCUGCCUGUCAGUGUCAUCAGCAACAAUAAGUACAUAUCCCCACUGACUGCUGAAGCUCAGGCGGCAGACAGAAAUGGGGAAGAGGACCCGCCCUCCCUUGAUUGUGCCAUCCACACUGCUCUGUCUGGUGAAAUCAAAUCUGUGAUACUGGUCGGUCCUGAAGGAUCGGGCAAAACCACAGCUUUGGUGAAGCUUGUUAUGGGCUGGGCGAAAGGAGAGCACCUUCAAAAGUUCUCAUAUGUUUUCCAUUUCCGGUUCAGGGAGUUGAAUUCUCUUGAUGGAGCGCUCUCCUUGGAGACAUUAUUGCUGCACCAUCAGAGCCAUGCCCCCCCUGAGUCUGUGCCCCUACUUCUGCAGAAGCCUGAGGAUGUGUUGUUUGUUUUUGAUGAUCUGGAUCGGUACAAACACAGCCUGGAUCCCUCCGUCCACACCCUCUGCUCUGACCCCACCCGGGCAGCCUCGGUGCCCUGUUUAGUGGCCAGCUUGCUCCAUGGGUCGCUGAUGAAAGGAGCUGCCUUUGUGGUGGCAACCAGGCCGACAAGUGGUCUGGAAUUUCUGAGUGGCACCCGUGUGAAGGUGUUGGGGUUUCUGAAGCCACAAAGAGAGGCCUACUUCAGCGGGUUCUUCACAGACCCGGCUGUUGCCAAAAAAGCACUUAUGCACAUGGAAAGGACUUUAGGCUUCUAUGAUGUCUGUGCCUCCCCCAAAUUUUGCUGGACAGUUUGCUCUGUUUAUAAGUCUCUGAUGGAUGCUGGAGCAAAACUUCCUGAAACACUAUCUCAGCUGUGUGUAGACAUCCUGGUCCACCUGAUUCAGACGCUCUCGCUGAACAACGCCAGCAGCAGAGAUCUAGUGUUGGCCCUCGGCAAGCUGGCAUCUCAUUGCUUUCUUAACCAGCAUUCGAGCUGCACCAAAGAGGAAAUGGAUUCCUUUGGUUUCCAGCAGUUUCUUACCUCAGUUGGUGUUUUCUUGCAUGUAGAAGGCGACCAAUCAGAUGUCUUCUCUUUCCGCUCCCAACUGAUGCAGGAGUUCCUCUUGGCUGCGUCUUUCUUUUUGGAUAAGUCACCAUCUGAGGGUGUGGAGAAGAUGUUGGAGAAGCACAAAGGCUGUGUCAAGUUUCUAGAUUUCUUCAUGUCAGGGCUCUCAGAGCCACUUCAGCGCCGACCCUUGGAGAACGUGCUGGGAGAGCUGAACUCGGAUCGGAUUGUGGAUUUCAAAAGCUGGUUUAAAAGCAGCUCAGAAAAGACACUGAAAGAGUGCUACAAAGAAAGGCACCACCGCUGCUUCCAUCUGCUUCAUCAAGCUCAGAGUGAGAGUUUGGUGAAAGAGAUCAUCACCCCCUCAGACCAUCUGGCUUCAGCUCUCAGCAGAGGACUCACCAAGGAGCUGGAUCUCUCUAACAGCCGCCUCGGGGAUGAAAAGUUCAAAAUUCUCUGUGCUGGACUCAGAGACUGCAAGCUGCACACAUUGAAACUUCUAGUGUGCAGACUGACAGAGGGAAUCUGUGAACAUCUGGCGUCUGUCCUGACCUCAGCCACCUCUCAGCUGUCUGUGCUAGAUAUGAGGUGUAAUCAGAUUGGAGACCAGGGCUUCACCACAAUGUGCAAAGCACUGCACAGUCCUCACUGCAAACUACAGGAGCUCAUGCUACAAAACUGCGAGUUGACUGCAGCAUCCAUGGAGGCUUUAUCAGCAGCUGUGUGUUCUGGCCAAUCACAGUUGAGAAAGGUGGACUUGACACAUAAUGUGAUUGGUGAUAGAGGAGUGGAGACUUUGUGCAAGUCCCUGCAACACCCACUCUGUAAACUGCAGAGCCUCAAUUUCUUUGACAGUGAGUUGACUGGUGCGUGCUGUCCUCAUUUGAUGGAGGCCUUGAUGUCAGAGCACUGCUCUCUGACAGAGCUGGAUCUGUCAGUGAAUGAUUUGGGCCAGGAGGGGGCGCUGCUGCUUUGCCAAGCCCUCAGUCGACCAGGAUGUCCAAUGGAAAAACUGGGCUUGAAACGAUGCGAGUUAACCGAGGCAGUCUUUAAGGAGCUGAGCUCUGUGCUGAGGAGUGGCAUGUCUCAACUGAAGUCCCUAAUCGUUGGUAUAAAUGCAGUAGGAGACCAAGGGGUUAAACAUCUCUGGGAUGCUGUUGCACAUCCAAACUGCCUGUUAGAGGAGCUGGAUGUUGAGAUGACCGGUUUGACGGACGCCUGCGUUGAGGACAUGUGUGCUGCAAUAAGAGCCAGUAAAACUCUGAAGAGCCUGGAACUGAGGAACAACACUCUGACUGAUGUUUCCGUCCCAGCCCUCGUCGAAGUCAUGCAGGACAGCCCCAACAUGAAGGAGAUGAACCUGAAGUACAACGAAUUCUCUGAGGAAGUUUUCGACAUGUUGGACGAGUGUGAUACAAUAAGAUACUAAAGUAGGCUGAUCAGUCCAUCGAUCUCACAUACAGUGCUGUGUGGAUCAAUCCAACUGCCCACACACGGAAAAAUAACUUUUUUUGAUAAUCAGCUGUCAUUUAUCAAGCAGUUGCUCCAUAAAGUUUUCAUAGGCGUGGUCAGAUGGUGCCACUGAAAAUCUUGGGGUGGCACUUAAAAAACAAGAAACAAAGCCAUAACUGAAUUUCAGGAAUCUGCUUAUGCUGUGGAAGUAUAUAGAGUUAAGGAAUCACAUACCAAUCGCAUUCUUAAUUUACAGCUUUUAUUACUAAUUAUCUGAGCCCAGUUGUUUCAAAAAAUUCAGUCUGGAGCAGAAUGAACCAGAUUCGGAAAUGUCCCGUGUGUUGCUGUCCAAGAUCAGCUAAUCCAUCUUACUUUUGUGCAGGUUUAACAAAGCAACAUUGGAAUGAAUCACCUUGAUCCAGAUAAAAAAGUUUCAGCAUGACCACUUUUUGCUGUAGAGGGGAUUUUGACAGUUAUUUGAUAACUGAAUGAAUUUAUUUCAUGGGGACAACAACCUUUUUUCCCCUUGUGUUUUAUCUAAUGUCUGCUUUAUCUACUUUACUUACUUUAUCUACUUUAUUAAAUCAAGUGGAAAAUACAAGUAAUUGUGUGUUUAUAUUAGACCAAUUUAAAAGUUUUAUUUUGUUCCCUAAAUCCACCCUGAAUCCACCCUUGUUCUGAUUCAGUCACACUAAAGUUUUGAACAUAUACUGAAUCUUCGAUCCAGAUAAAAACCAAGACUGGAUUAUGUGAUCUGAUCCGAAUUCAGAACCCCCUUUUUUCGUUUUUUAAUAACCCAUUUUCAGGAUUUGAUCCAAUCCGAUAGCCGGAAUCUGAUCAGAUUACUUCUGAACAACUGGGCCCAGAUGUGCAAAGAUGAAUAACGUUGCAGUUAACAUUUUGAGUUCCAUUACAGUCCUGCUUUAAUGUGUUAUGUAUCUAUACAUAUAAGGCAAUUCAUUGUUCUUCAUAUAAUCUGCCUGUCCUUUUCUUUAUGACAACUAUACAACAAAUAUACAGCUUUAAUUUAAAAGGAGUAAAUUCAUUGUAAGGGACAAACAUUUACUGGGAACAAGCUUUCUCAAGUUUAGGGAAGACUCGGAUACGCAUAGAACCCAUUUUCAUUCAGGUAUCUAGAGGUGAGGGUUCUAGGGACCCCUUAAGAAAUGGCGAUGCCAGUUAUUCCUUAGCCAAAAUUUGGCCUAAAUUGGGAGCAUUAUUUAGCCCCUUUCCUGACAACCUAUGUCGACAUAGUUGGUACGAUCACGCAAUCUUAAAAUAUGAGCACACCACAGCCUUUAAAAAACAGUAAUAUAGGCCUUUCCAUUAGUUUCAAGCUUUGGGGCACAUUCACUGAUUCAAGCUUCUCAAAUGUGAAAUUUUAUUUUGGUUUCCCUUCUCCUGUGUGAAAGUAAAUUAAGUAUCUUAAAGGUUUGGACUGUUGGUCUGACAAAACAAGAAAUGUGAUCAGUUCACCUGAAGAAAAUUGCACUUU